Messenger RNA from Morone saxatilis (striped sea-bass), 478 nucleotides. RefSeq names its product cytosolic sulfotransferase 2-like. The record is from RefSeq and is a predicted model, not a curated record. Gene Ontology annotation, molecular function: sulfotransferase activity. Gene Ontology annotation, cellular component: cytoplasm. Lineage: Eukaryota; Metazoa; Chordata; Actinopteri; Moronidae. Gene Ontology annotation, biological process: sulfation.
UCUUUGGGAAACAACUUCUCAGCAGGAUGGAGAUGCCACCUCGACCAACACUGCUUGACUUCCAUGGAGUCUCCAUGACCAAAUACUUCAUUGACAACUGGGACAAUGUACAGAACUUCAAAGCGAGACCAGAUGAUAUCCUUAUAGCUACUUACCCUAAAGCAGGAACCACUUGGGUGUGUUACAUCCUGGAUCUUCUAUAUUUUGGGCAGACUUGUCCAGAGCGCCAGGCAUCCGUUCCUCUUCACGAGAGAGUGCCGUUUCUGGAGCUCACCAUACCUUCUCAACCCGCAGUCUCAUUAAAACUCAUCUACCAGUCCAGUUCAUACCCAAGUCCUUCUGGGAGCAGAACUGCAGGGUAAAAGCCGUUGAAAUAUGUGAGUUUUUAUUAACCCCACUUAAUAUGAUGCAAAUUAUAACUGACUGUUUUCUCUUUGUGUAGAUAAUCUAUGUGGCUCGUAACGGAAAAGAUAAUGCA